Molecule: messenger RNA, 6591 nt
Organism: Labrus mixtus (cuckoo wrasse)
Lineage: Eukaryota; Metazoa; Chordata; Actinopteri; Labriformes; Labridae
Gene: ticrr
Product: TopBP1-interacting, checkpoint, and replication regulator
Exons: 21
Coding region: 361-6030 (1889 amino acids)
Biological process (GO): response to ionizing radiation; DNA replication; mitotic G2 DNA damage checkpoint signaling
Cellular component (GO): nucleus
Molecular function (GO): chromatin binding
Source: RefSeq, a predicted model, not a curated record
AACGGUUAAGGACAGAUCGACGGCUACUCGAAAAUGGCGAAUAUUGAUUUGUUGUGUGGACAUUUUUGAGUUGUCUUGAUACUUAAAAAGCUCGGUGUUUUUUAUUAUUAUUGUAAAUUAGUCACUACAAUUUCAAUUAACGCCGAGGAAUAACGUUAAGUUGCGUCUUAGUAGUUACUGUAGCAUGCUAACGGAGUAGCAUAGCAACAAGGAAUGACCGUAAUGUAAGCAGAUGUAAAUAACGUAGCUGUGCCCACAAACUGUGAACAACCUGCUGGGCCAAAUGUAUGAAUCUGGAUACCUAUAAUCAAGUUAGUCAUGUGUUCAUGAAUUGACAUUGUGACACAGCGAAUAGACGGCAUGGCCUUAAUGCUACACAACUUGGUUUUUGUUAUUGACGUGGAUUAUGGACACCACAACUCAGGCGAUCAAUUGGACGUCAGGAAUCAUUUGUUGAAACGAGGAAUAUUGCAAAUCCUGCUGCAUUUUAGCUGCAAAUACGGGUUAGACAAAGUGCGAUGGGGAUAUAAAUUCUUUCAGUCCAGGACUGGCCGUAACGCCAGGCUAAUCUCAAGGGGAUCCGACUUCAAGGAGCUCCGCCACAAAUCGUUUGAGGACUUUGAAAUCGAGUUUGAAUCCAAGUUUGACCUGAAGGAUAAACAGUGCCUCUCUCAGCAGAAGCAGACAUCAAGUCAGUCUGCCUCCGUUCAAAAUGCACUCAAAGAAACCCUGCUGGACUUCCAAUGGGACAGACCAGACAUCACCUCCCCUACUAAGCUGUCCCUAAGGCCCAGGAAGUCGAGCCGUGCUGGGAAGUCCAGUGUUUCACAGGAGGAUGAUGUUUCAAACAACGGGAACAAUGUGGUGUUUAUUGUCUCGGAGUGUCCACGCUCCAGGACGCAGCUUGUGGACUACCUUAGUCUGGGACAACACGACGUGAACACAGAUGUGACAGAGCACAUCAUAUCCAAGGGCCUUCGUGACAUGCUGGUUCAGAAACAGGCCAUGCUGCACUGGAUUGACAGCAGAUCACACGCACAGGUCUUGAGGAUUGAGGAUCACCUCGGCUUUGACAAACUGUCUGAGGUCUUAGCCCAGGCAGGGGGCAGAGUGAUCCCUGUGGUCGCGCUGCUGAACCUGUGCGGCUCUCAAAAGUCAAACUCAACCUUCAGGAGUGGCACCUUUACAUUCAAGUCAAGCUUUGGAUACCUGCUGUCCUCUGAGAGGCUAUACCGCCUGACUUUUCCUGUCGUAGGUGGUGUUCUGCAGUGGGAGCAAGGGGAUGUGUCACAGAGCUGUGGGAUCAUGCUUGAACCAGUGUCUUGCAGACAGAGGCUUCUGCCAGAGACGGUGCAAGUGUGCCUAAAAGGAGUGUUGCAGGGCUGGGACGCCUCGUCACUGGCGCUGACAUCUACAGAGUCAUGGGUGAUUCAGUGCCCGGGGAGUAGUGUUCAUGAAGCUGCUGCCCUCCAGCAUCUCCUGAUGGAACUGUCUUCUCGUGGCCUGCAUGUGCUCUCUGAGGUGAAUGACGGCAGCCUGGUGUGCUCGGCUGUCCUCUCUCCCCUGUCACACUCUACAGCUCUGCUCACUGUGAUCCAGUCAGGAUUCACUCAGCACGAGCAGUUCCCUGCAGCUGAAAACAUUUCCCCAGCCACAGAUGAAACCUCGGCUGAACUGCCAGAAGUCGUGAGCAGUGUCUUGGGAGUCGUGUAUGACAUCAUGGAGGAGGACAGUGACAGUUUGGACGACACAUCAAAGCAUCAUCAGGUUCCUGAAUGGGCUCAGCAGGAAGUCAACCACUGUCCGCUUACAACAGGCGUGUUGGAGAGUUGGUUUCCUCAGUCCGACCAGGCAGGAGUGAGUUCCUAUUUAAUGGAAUCAAUGAGGUUGCUUCAUGCAGUUCCAGAGCAGAAGGAAGAGGAGGAGUCUGUCCUACAGCAGGAGCUGGUCAGUGGUUUGGCUGAGUUGUAUCAGACAUCCAGAGGGACAGGAGGCAAGAGAGGCAAGAAACGUGGCACCCAGCGCACUCCGGUGAAACAGAAGAUGAAGACCAUGAGCCGCUCCCUGCAGAUGCUGAAUGUUGCGCGGCUGAAUGUCAAAGCUCAGAAGAACCAGGCAGAAUCUGAGCCACCAGGGCCUGAGGGCAGGGGAGCAGAGAGACAGGGGAAGAGACGUUCAAGUGACAGGAACAAAUCUGAAGGAGCGAAAACUAUCAGUUUCACCAGUGAGGCCGAGCUUCUGUCCCACCUGAAGUCCAGUUACGAGAGGACUGUGGCAGAGAGAGACAUGUCCCUCCUUACUGGUGUCCAGCAGCUCCUGUUUGCUGUGAAAACCUUCCUGGGGGUCGACUCAGACCUGAUGAUAAAGACCUCCCAGUCUGUCCAGCAGCAUCUCCUCAAGACCAGCAAAUCAAUCAGGCAGGAAUACGGCUCUGCUGGUGAUGUGGACAGCAAAGUCAGAGAGUGUCAGAUCCAGGUGCUGCUGAGACUGGAGUUGUGCAGACUGUUUUCCUCAGAGCAGUCAGACUUGCUGGAUGCUGAUCAGAUGGCAGAGGAGGUGGCUGAAAUGCUCAGGAUAAUCUCCUUGAACAAAGAUCCUGUUUGCAUGACAAGGUUCCUUCAAGAUGAGGUCCUCCCAGGGUUUCUGACCGCCAUUCCCAGAGUUCUUGCAGACAUCUACCACAGUCUGGGCAAUCAGCUCCCUGAGGCUUUGGUGGCCGUUCUGCCUGCUGACUUCUUCAGCGACGAGUCCGUUGCCAAAGACAGCGUUUCCCCUUCAGCCUCCUCGCCUGCCCUCUCCAGCCUGGCUUCAGAUGGCAGAGAUCGCCUGCAGGACCUACGGAAUCGCUCAGCCAGCAAAAGGAGGAGUGGGAUGCUGACUCGUCAUCGCAGCAUGACUGAAUCAUCACAAAGUCUGCGCCAAAUAGAGAUGCCCAAAAAAACCACAAGAGCUUCCAAGUCAAAGACCUUUGUUGCUCCGGAGAAACCUGUCGCAGAACCACAACCUCCGAAACAACAAGAAACACAAGAGGUGACAAAGGUGAGAAGAAACCUGUUUAACCAAGAGGUCGUUUCCCCGUCGAAGAAAGUCAAGCUGCCGAGGAGCCAGUCUGUGUCCGCUGUGGAGGGAUUGAAACGCAAACGAUCUCAAGAAUCUGAUGAGAGGCACAAGCUCCUGACAAAGACGGUCUGUGAAACACCACACCACAAGCAGGUGUCCAACCGCCUCCUCUACCGGCAGAAAAUGGGAAGGAGAUCUGUCCCAACUGAGGACUGGAUCGUGGAAGAGUCACCUGUGAAACCAGCAGAAGACCUCAGAAGGAGCCCGAGGAUCAAGAAGUUUGCCAGAAGAAACACCUUCUACUCAAGCUCUCAGCCUCGCUCACGUAACCUCGACAGAGCUCUGUCUGUAUCCCAGCUAACGCUCAGCGACAGCAAAAUCAGCAGGCUCGAGGUUAAAUCUGUCCGGUCUCCCAUGCGUCUGCUUUUUGGCGCUGCUGUAUCCCCCAGUCGUUCCUCUGACCUGUUGCGUGCAACCAGAUCCACAAGGUCAAGACUGUUCACAGACUCGAGCGUCUUUGAGAGUCCAAAUAAAACGCCAACAAAGUCACCUGGCAAACAUGGGAGAGCGGGCCAUGGGACUCCCAGAACACCAACGACCCCUCGAACCACAGGGACCCCCAAAACGCCUCCUGCAUCCAGGCUGUGUGUUUCCUCUGUGGUCGAGAGCCCUGCAGCAGGCAGCUCAGGUAUGUCUCUGAGAGGAAGUCCCUUCAGAUCUCCAGCCAGAAAGACUCUUGUGGUAGAGACCCCGACUAAGCAGAGCCCCAUGAGGAGCCCUCUGAAGGGGAUCCUAAAGACUCCAGUCAAGGCUUUAGUCGACUCUGGAUUACAAAUGCUCAGUAGCCCGAUGUCCAGGACUCCCAAGAAGAGCGUCACAUGGUCUCCUUCCCCUCAAAAGCGUAGAUUGGCAGAGAAAGGCAGUCUUUUCAAGGUACCCGAGUCCCCUCACUUUGCAUCCCAGACUUCUCCCAGACUGAUGAAUACAGCCAACAAGUUCAGCAGUCCUGUCAGAAGCACAAACACUAAAAGAGACAUUUUCAAACCCCCAGAAAAGACUCAAGUUAGCCUUGAAAGGGCGUCUCAAAAUGAGAAUGUUGCUGUUUCACCACAGGAAAAACAUCAGCGGUUGUCAGAAAGACUUCAGAACAUGAAAACACCUGAAAGUGCCACACUACUGAAAGUGCCUCCCCCACCUUCACAAUCCCCAACCCUUCUAGACCACUAUCAAUCACCUAAACCCAACACCAGGAGCCAAGCUAAGACUCCAAGUCCUACUUCUCAAAGGAUUACUCACUCUGGACAAACGGCAGUCAAAAGUUUGAACAUUGCAUCUCCAUGUAAGCUGCUCUCGACACCACCAGGAGGUGCUGCUGCUUCAGAAGGAUCAGAAACUUCAGAAAAGUCUCCAGUAAAGUCACCAAUGAGAAAAAGAACUAGUCAAGGUGCUAGAAUCACCAGACAAAGCUUGAGAUCCAAUUCUGGUGAAAAUGUUCCUCUCAAACUGAACACAAAAUCUUCUGAGAACUGUGACUCUGUGGAAAAGAACGUGCAGUCUGAUUCAAAAGAAGUGGUGCAUGCUGAAUCUUCCCAAGCUUCUGAAAUUGAAUCUAGUUCACAUUCAGAUUCACAGCAGCCCGACUCGUCAUGUGUUAACUCUGUAUCCACAGAUGAUGAAAGUUUGGAUAUUGUAGAUGCAGCCGUUGUAAAGACCCAGUUUAGUGGAGGUCUGAAGAUGAACAUCAGCUUUUCCCGCAAGCCGUCAAAGUCUGGGGAAGAUUUUCUGGAAGGAGCAGUUUCUCCUAAACAGCGCUUGCUUAACCAGGGCACGCCCAGCCGGAGCUACGGCUUCCGGCAGACCCCCGACCGCCAACAGAGGGAGGCUGCUGCUCGCCUGGGUUACGGCAACGACUCCCCUCGAUUUUCAACCCCAAGAGGUCCAGCAAAAGGUCAUCGAAAGGUCGCUGGCACUCCAAACCCUUUGACCUACCAAGUAGAAAUGGAAAUGCAAACAUCAGGAAUUCCAAAACUCAAAUUCAAACGUACAGAUUCCAUGAAUGCAGGUGACACGGCCUCAAAUGCAUGUCCUCAACCUGGAGCUUGGAGCCCUCUAGUUGUUCUGAAACCCUGUCAGCUAGAAAGCCCCUUAGCUUUGUUCUCCAAGCACAGAGACCCUGGAUGUGUCUCCCCAUCCAUCUGCUCUCACGUCACCCCCGCUAAGAGCACGCCUGGAAAAGGUGGAAGUGUCCAAACGUACAUCUGCCAAUCAUACACCCCCACACAUCAUCCUGCAGGAACAGUGUCUCCAGUGGCUUUUUUAGACAUCAUCCCCCUGACCCCUUCACCUCAGAGCGUAGGGAAGAUGACCCCGGACAACCUGAACAGCUGGCCUCGCAGGAAGAGAGCUCAGAUUGGAGUGGUUGGAGGUAAAGAUCGUUGCCUGAAGGGGGAGCCACUGCUGACUGAGUUGCUGGAGGAAGCUGAGCUGGGAGUUAGCAGACUGCAGGACAUUGAGGACACAGAUGAGCCCUCCAACAUCAAAGCUGAUAUCUUAGCUUUGACUUCAAAACAAUCCCCGUCAGUAGCAGCGGAUGUAGAUGUAGCACCUCUUUCUCCGCUGGAGGACCUGUACUGGAUGGAGAAGCUGGCACAAGAAGCUGACUGUGCUGAUCGUCAGAGAGCAGACGAAGAAAUGAUCUGGGGGCCUGAAAAUGAAGAAGCCAAAUCAGUGGCGACUCCUCCCAGCUCGAAAGCGAGGAAGCCAGUGACGGCUAGUGGGAUUCUGGCCCUCACUCACUCCCCGUUAUUGUUCAAGGGCAAAGCAGGCUCUGCUAGCAAGAGAACGUCCAUUUUUAAAGAUGAGGCUGCAUCGGGGAGGGAGGUGGACGGUGUAGAGCGCUCUCCCUUAGGUCAGCCAAUCAGACGCUCGAACACAGGGGGGACCUACAGCAGGAAGAGACUGCUCCACUGACCAGGAGACCAUCUUUGUCCAUUCAUGGUGUGACUGUGAAGUUGUUGGUCUUUCUUAGCCACAUUUUUUCAGAUGUACCGUCAAAAAAGAGCUGCAGAAAGAAUGUGGCGUUCAAAGCAGCACUUUCAGCGCUUUGUGAGAAGAACAGUGCCUCCUUCAGUCUCCUCCACCAACUCUUUGACCCCAACAUUCACUGUUCUAACUUUUAGUUUGAGUCUGGACAUUUUAAGAUUAAAGGUGUAGCACUGAGUUGAAAAACUAUUCAGUUCUGACAGUUUAAAAUAGAUUUCCCUUAGAAGGAUUUUAUCAUUUCAUUUGUGCAAAGGUCUCUCCGAGGCGCAGAAUUAUGUCCUCCUUGUUUUUCAAACUUUAAUCAGCCUUUUAACAAUCAAGUCUGAAGCCUCAAUGUGUUGACAUAAAUACUUUUGAUGUUUAUUUAUUAGUUUGUUCGUGUCAUAAAGUUGCUUUUAAGUAAAAGGGAAGGUCUAACGACUGAGUCGUAUUGUAAAUAUGUUAUGUUGCCAAAGUUUUAUGUAAAUAAAUAUCAGUUUUCUGAAUUAA